UCUUUACUCACCGACUGUCUCAGGUAGCUGACACAGCCGUGUGGUGUGGGAACGAUAAACAUGGAGGAACCUAUGCUUCUGCUUCAUUCUUCUGUGCUUCUCUAACAGCACAAACACUAACUAUAACUCAAACUGAAACCCUACCUGCGUCUUCCUUCCGCUGGAAGCUUCACUUCCUCUCUGGGAUCUGAAUCUGCCAAAUGUACUUCUUCUCCAGAAGGAUCCAGAACAACCACACUCUCCCAUGAACCAAAUCCGUCGCUACCAGAGGAUUCUCAUCCUCUCUCUGCUCUUUCUCUCCGUCAUUGCUCCUCUCCUCUUCGUCACUCCUCUCGGGAGAAGAGAGUUUCUUGAAGAUUUAUAUCGCGCUACAUACAGGACAGAUACGAUGAAGUUAAAUGCUGUAGAACAGAUUCAGGAAGGUGCUGAAGAAUUAGAAGAGCCAAAUCAAGUUGUUUAUACGGAAAAAGAUUUUGUUUCAGCAAUUAAUUACAAUUCAAAACAGAAUAAUGAUUCUAAGGAGUCUGGAAUUGCAGGGUACAGAGGUAUCACUUUAGAAAGAAAUGUUUCAGGAUUCAUCAAUAAAAGACAACACCAAGGAGCUCAGCAGAAAGAACUAUCCUUCGUGGCUCAAGGUAGGAAUAUACAUGAUUCACAGAGAAUAUCAGAGAAGAAUAUUGAAGUGACAAAUAAGAAGGUUCAAGAGAUUAAGGAUCAAAUUAUUUUAGCCAAAGCGUACUUGAAAAUUGCACCACCAAGCAGCAAUUUACGCUUGAGGGAGUUGGACCAGCUAACGAGAGAGAUGGAAUUAUCAAUUGGAGAAGUCACCCAGGAUUCAGAUCUGUCAACAAGUGCUUUGCAGAAAAUGAGACACAUGGAGGCUUCACUGUCUAAAGUCUACCGUGCUUUCCCAGACUGCUCUGCAAUGGCUGCUAAGCUCCAUACAAUGAAGCGUCAGGCUGAAGAGCAAGUCCGUUCUCAGCGAAAUCAAGCAACAUAUCUUGUUAAUCUUGCUGCAAGGACUGCCCCAAAAGGCCUUCACUGUCUUUCUAUGCGCUUGACUGCAGAAUACUUUGCCUUGAGGCCUGAGGAGAGAAAGCUUCCAAAUGAAAAAAAAAUUUAUCAUCCAGACCUUUAUCAUUAUGCUGUCUUCUCUGACAAUGUUCUGGCAUGUGCAGUGGUUGUUAACUCUACAAUCUCUACUGCCAAGGAACAGGAGAAACUUGUUUUCCACGUAUUGACCAAAUCAGUCAACUUACCAGCAAUCUCAAUGUGGUUCUUAUUAAAUCCACCUGGCAAAGCUACAGUCCACAUACAGAGCAUAGACAACUUUGAAUGGUUGUCCAACUACAAUAACUACCAGGAAAAUAAUUCCAGUGAUCCAAGAUACACUUCUGAAUUGAACUACCUGCGUUUCUACCUGCCAGACAUUUUUCCUGCUCUAAAUAAGAUUGUGCUUUUGGAUCAUGAUGUGGUGGUGCAACAAGAUCUCAGUGGACUAUGGAAUACCGAUAUGAAGGAAAAUGUAAUUCAAGCAGUUGGAACUUGUCAAGAAGGGAAAAUCCCAUUUCAUAGGAUUGAUAUGUUCAUAAACUUCUCAGAUCCUUUAAUUGGAAAGAGGUUUGAUCACUUUGAUGUCAAUGCUUGCACAUGGGCAUUUGGGAUGAACUUGUUUGAUUUGCAACAGUGGAGGAGACAUAAUUUAUCUGCUGUCUAUCACAAGUAUUUGGAAAUGGGUUUGUGGAGCGUUGGAAGCCUACCUUUAGGCUGGCUCACUCUAUAUAACAAGACAGAUUUGUUGGAUAGACAAUGGCAUGUUCUUGGCCUUGGUUAUAGUUCAGGCGUCGAUCGAAAUGAGAUUGAGCGGGCUGCCGUUAUACACUAUGAUGGGAUUAGGAAGCCGUGGCUGGAUAUUGCAAUGGGCAGAUAUAAAAGUUAUUGGACCAAAUUUUUGAAUUUUGACAACCCUUUCUUGCAACAGUGCAAUCUCCAGGCAUAGUUCAAAAUUCAAAGUUUCCUCUUCAUGAAAUGACCUGUCUUCUGUUGUUGACAAGCUCCAUCGCACAUUCGUUGCUUGCUUAACGUUAUUAUUUCUUCAAUUCUUUUGAAGUUCGCCAUAUCUCUUACCUCCCCAAAAUUUUCCACGAACUUCUUACUUCUUUCUAGAAACUUGGCAAUUUUAUAGUUACAAUCAAGAUGAAGUAAGAAUCCGUGUCUCAGUGACAUGCAUUUUAGCUGCUUGCAGACGCAAUUGGUGGUUGUGUAUAUAAUCUUUGGCGUCUCAAUUUAUCCAACGUUCUUUGCUAUUUAUUUAGUUCCAGGCAUCGACUGGGAUGAAGGCUGCGGAAUAUCAGAAGCUAAAUCGGACAGGAGGGUGUUAGUAGGAAGGCUCAGAAUCACAAUGGAUGAAGAGACACACCUAUUGUUAGUAUUAACAAUGUAUGAUUUGUUUGAAGUGCUGAUUUUUUGUUUUAUUUUAUUUUAACAUGCCUGUGUUAUAUGGCUCCUCUAGUUUUUGGAAGGUGCUCUUGCCAAACUUCAUGUAUUUUGAAAGGAAUGUUAAUUAUACAUCUUUGAAUACGUUAUUUAAUUUUUUUUAUUAUUGGUUGAAAUA
Cajanus cajan (pigeon pea) is the source of this 2614-nucleotide messenger RNA. The record is from RefSeq and is a predicted model, not a curated record. Lineage: Eukaryota; Viridiplantae; Streptophyta; Magnoliopsida; Fabales; Fabaceae.